GGUGGGCGCUGGGAGGGCCGCUGGCGGUGAAGGCCGUCGGGUUCCUGCUCCUCGCCGGCCUCUUGUUCCGCGUGCUCUGCUCCUUCCCGUCCUCGCGGGCACCGGCGCUGCAGAUCACCGAAGUCGAAGGCCAUCCAACUUCUACCAGAUUCCAGGAUAGCCUGGGGAAAAGGCAAUAUUUUUUACAAAUGUUCCACUCCUUCAUUGUUGGCAGCAGCUUUUCCACAAAUCGGCCCAUGCGACUGGCCUCAUAUGGUUAAGUUGUUUGCCGUUAGAAUUCUAUCAUGCCUUAAUAAGCAUUCAAACAAAAAACCCAACACGUUUGUUUCUUUUUCAUCUUCCAGAUUUGAGUAAUGCCAGAAUUGAUCAUCUGUACUGUCCUAUACCAAUGUUUUCUUUGCCAAACACUGUCCAUCAGGCGUCCACUUCCUUCAGGAAAAUGUAAUCUUUUCAAUGGGGAAUGGAUACCAAAGCCCUCUGGCCCAUCCUAUACAAAUGCAAGCUGUCGAUUUAUUGACGAUCAUCAGAAUUGCAUGAUGAACGGUAGACCUGAUAAGGGAUAUCUACAAUGGAAGUGGAAACCUUAUGGAUGCGAUCUUCCACCAUUUAACGCUGUCAGAUUUCUAGAUUCAAUGAGAAACAGAGCUUGGGGCCUGAUUGGUGACUCCAUUCUUCGUAACCAAGUUCAAUCAUUGCUAUGCCUUCUGUCUAAGGCUGAAGAACCUGUUGAGGUUUACCAUGAUAAGGAAUACAAACACAGGAGAUGGCACUUCCAAUCCUACAACUUCACAGUGUCACUCGUCUGGGCUCCUUUCCUCAUAAAAUCUGAUGUUUUUGAGAAUGAGAAUGGCCUAUCUACCUCUGAAAUCCAGCUCCACCUUGACAUACUUGAUGCUAGCUGGACAAGUCAGUAUGAGAGUUUUGAUUAUAUUAUUAUUUCCGGCGGACAAUGGUUUCUUAAGACUGCAGUCUACUGGGAGAAUGGUGCAGUGGUGGGCUGUCAUUAUUGUCGAAACAAGAACCUGAUUGAACUUGGCUUUGAGCACCUGUAUCGUAAAACUCUGCAAAAGGUUUUCAGCUUCAUCAUUUCAGAAAAACACAAGCCAGUUAUAUUCUUCAGGACCUGGUCGCCCGAUCACUUCGAGAAUGGUGAGUGGUUCAAUGGAGGAUCUUGUAAUAAGGUGGCGCCAUACAAGAAGAGAGAGUACCGGGAGAGGUACAACGAACAUGUCAUGAGGGACAUCGAACUUAAAGAGUUUAACAAGGCUGAAGCUGCAUUGAGGGGUUCCGGGGAUGUGGAGAGACUGAAGCUCAUGGAUACUUACAGCCUCUCCACCUUGAGACCAGACGGCCAUGUUGGGCCUUACCGAACACCCUAUCCGUUCGCAAAGGACAGCAAGAACGCUGUAUCCGUUCAGAACGAUUGUUUGCACUGGUGUGUGCCAGGGCCUAUUGAUGCGUGGAAUGAUCUUGUUAUGAAGAUGGCACUGGAUCGAUGAACGCACUGGAUUUAGAUGGUGUGCUCUUCGGCCAUGAUACCACGUUGUAGAGUUUACUGGAUGCAGAAUCAGGUUCCCACCAGCAGUGGUACUUCACAGCAGCAAAGUGGAGAGGACAAGGCAGUAAAUUGCUUAUACAGUUAUACUGGUAAAAGUGUGUAUGUUUUUGGUUCAAAGAUACUGGUUUGUAGCAACAAAUAGCUAAGUGGUUAACCCUGUAUAUGCUUAAUUGCAAUCUGCAAGAUGUGUAUUUUGUUUCCAUGUUGUAGACUGGGCUUCUGCUGCCGGUUAUUUUCAGUGGCCUUAUAGAAGUAAUCCUUGUUUAACUGGUGGUGCUACUGCUGUCAAUGCAUGGGCACGCACUUGUGAUAGUAUCACAAAGUCUGAUAUCCCUUCGUAAAA
Messenger RNA from Panicum hallii, 1901 nucleotides. Its product is annotated as protein trichome birefringence-like 25. The record is from RefSeq and is a predicted model, not a curated record. The transcript is spliced from 4 exons. Gene Ontology annotation, molecular function: O-acetyltransferase activity. Lineage: Eukaryota; Viridiplantae; Streptophyta; Magnoliopsida; Poales; Poaceae. Bases 354 to 1499 code for a protein of 381 amino acids. Gene Ontology annotation, cellular component: Golgi apparatus.